UUAUGGCAAAUUAUUAUGUUUGUCUUUAGGUCAAGGUAGCUCCUUGUUGUCAGAUUCUGAAUGUGUUCUGGCGAAUACCACCUCGCUAUUAUGAAGCUUCUGAAGAAAUUACAGAACUGUUAAGCAUAAAAGCACCUAAAAUUAGGUCAGAACUCAUCAGCCGAAAUGUGAUAGGACGAGUGCCUCGAAUCUUUUUUAUCCGAGAUAUUUCAAAUGCCCAGUCUGCUGCUAUAGAAGAGGCACUGCAGAAUAUUGAUUUGGAACCAAAAGAUAGUCCCGAGAUAGUACCAGAUGACUCUUUUCUAGAAAAUAUAUAUUCUUUCAAAACACCCAAGAUGGAGAAAGUUGAAGAAAAAGCUUCUGAAAACAAUAUUUCUAAGAAAUCUAAUUCUGUACCACAAAAUCCUACUGAUAUGAAAUCUAAUGUCUUUGGCCUUCAGCAUGACAUUUUAAUGGAUAGAGUUAUUGCUUCAAAGAAAAAAUCCAAAUUUCCUACUCUUCCAACUGCAGUGGUUUCAACAGAAAACUUUCCCAAUAAUGAUUUAUUCAGCAAAAUCCCAGGUACUGCAUUUCAAGCAGAUAUUGACCGUAAAAAUCUAAUAAAGCAGUUUCAUAUAGAGAGAAAAGUACUUAAAAAACAUUUUGAAAACAAAGAUGAAAACCCCCUGCAUUUUCAGGCUGAAGAUGAUUGUGAUAUACCUGAAGAAGAUCAUAGAGAUGAAGAUUUUAUUGAAGAAGAAACUUCUGAUAGACUUUGAAAUAAAUUUCUUUACUGAAAAUUAUUCAGUUUAAGAAAAUUUCUUGAAGGAGACAAAAUGUGAAGAAAAUGAGAAAAAAAAAAUGAAGAAUGAUCCAUUUCAAGUAAUAGUGGAUUACAAUGAUGUAUCUGAAAUUAAAAUCUUUAUACCAUGAAGCUUUUAGUAUUUUUAAAAAAACAUAAAUAAAGGAAGUUACAUUUGGCUCCGCUGCAGAACUAAUGCCAGAUGGCCCUGUAGCAGAGCCAAUGGAGCACUAAAGCUUAAUUGAAUUGAUUCAACUAAUUGAAAUGGCAAAUAUAAAAAAGAGGAUAUGUGGCAAAAGCCAAAUUUUACAGGAGCAGCAAAAAAACUCUCUCACUAAUCACAAAAAUGUUCGAAGUAAACAACAAAAAAUUAUGAGAUUCACAUAACUAGGAUCCCUGUAAUUUAAUUGCUCGUGGGCUCUUAAAAAAAAAAAAAAAAAAAAAAAAAAA
Molecule: messenger RNA, 1231 nt
Organism: Stegodyphus dumicola
Lineage: Eukaryota; Metazoa; Arthropoda; Arachnida; Araneae; Eresidae
Biological process (GO): rRNA processing
Source: RefSeq, a predicted model, not a curated record